Molecule: messenger RNA, 2730 nt
Organism: Heteronotia binoei (common prickly gecko)
Lineage: Eukaryota; Metazoa; Chordata; Lepidosauria; Squamata; Gekkonidae
Gene: SSRP1
Product: structure specific recognition protein 1
Exons: 17
Coding region: 215-2329 (704 amino acids)
Cellular component (GO): nucleus; FACT complex
Molecular function (GO): nucleosome binding; DNA binding; histone binding
Source: RefSeq, a predicted model, not a curated record
AAAUGAGGUUUAGUUUCCGGUGGAGUGGGGGGAAGGGGGUCGGUAGAGGCUCGUGUGGCGCAGGCGGGAAAAUAACCAGGUUCUUCACCCUUGCUUUUGCGGCUACUCGCGGUUGUGCGUUCUUGUCUUCAUACGAGCUUCUCUCGGAGUAGCAGGUUAUUUGUGUGGCUCCAGCCCCUGCCACAGAGGGUGGGGGUAGGAGGGAGCUGUCACAAUGGCAGACACGCUGGAAUUCAAUGAAAUAUACCAAGAGGUGAAGGGAUCUAUGAAUGAUGGACGUCUGCGACUGAGCCGUCAAGGUGUGAUUUUCAAAAACAGCAAAACGGGCAAAGUGGACAACAUUCAGGCCUCAGAGCUAUCUGAGGGCAUCUGGCGACGAGUGGCAUUGGGCCAUGGACUCAAACUGCUUACUAAGAAUGGCCAUGUCUACAAGUAUGAUGGGUUCAGAGAAACGGAAUUUGACAAGCUCUCAGAUUUCUUCAAGACCCACUAUCAUCUGGACCUGGCUGAAAAAGAUUUGUGUGUGAAAGGGUGGAACUGGGGGACAGUAAAGUUUGGAGGGCAGCUUCUUUCCUUUGACAUUGGGGAACAGCCAGUGUUUGAAAUCCCACUGAGCAAUGUGUCACAGUGCACAACUGGCAAGAAUGAGGUGACAUUGGAGUUCCAUCAGAAUGAUGAUGCUGAGGUGUCACUUAUGGAGGUCCGCUUUUAUGUGCCUCCUACUCAGGAGGAUGGUGUCGACCCUGUUGAGGCAUUUGCUCAAAAUGUGUUAUCAAAGGCAGAUGUCAUCCAGGCCACUGGAGAUGCCAUCUGCAUUUUCCGGGAACUGCAGUGCUUAACACCCCGUGGGCGCUACGAUAUCCGUAUCUAUCCCACCUUCCUUCAUCUUCACGGCAAGACAUUUGACUACAAGAUCCCUUAUACCACUGUUCUGCGGCUCUUCCUGCUUCCCCAUAAAGACCAGCGCCAGAUGUUCUUUGUGAUCAGCUUAGACCCUCCUAUAAAGCAAGGGCAAACUCGCUAUCAUUUUCUUAUCCUCCUCUUCUCCAAAGAUGAGGACAUCUCCUUGACCCUUAACAUGAAUGAGGAUGAAGUAGAGAAGCGGUUUGAGGGACGGCUCACCAAGAAUAUGUCGGGGUCACUGUAUGAGAUGGUUAGUCGUGUAAUGAAAGCUCUUGUCAACCGCAAGAUCACGGUGCCUGGCAACUUCCAGGGGCAUUCUGGAGCACAGUGCAUCACUUGUUCUUACAAGGCCAGUUCAGGGCUCUUGUACCCUCUGGAGCGUGGCUUCAUCUAUGUACACAAGCCACCUGUUCACAUCCGUUUUGAUGAGAUCUCUUUCGUAAACUUUGCCCGUGGGACCACUACUACACGCUCCUUUGAUUUUGAAAUAGAAACAAAGCAGGGGACACAGUACACUUUCAGCAGCAUAGAAAGAGAGGAAUAUGGCAAACUAUUUGAUUUUGUGAAUGCCAAGAAGCUGAACAUCAAGAACCGAGGACUAAAGGAGGGCAUGAAUAAGAACUAUGAUGAGUAUGCUGGCUCAGAUGAGGACUCGCACGAUGCCUACUUGGAACGUAUGAAGGAGGAAGGCAAGAUCCGUGAGGAGAACGCAAAUGACAGCAGUGAGGAUUCUGGAGAAGAGACAGAUGAAUCCUUCAAUCCUGUGGAAGAGGAAGAGGAUGUGGCAGAAGAGUUUGACAGCAAUGCCUCAGCCAGCUCAUCUAGCAGUGAAGGAGAUAGUGAUGAGAAGAAGAAACCUGCCAAAAAAGCCAAAAUUGUCAAAGAACGCAAGCCCCGCAAGAAGCAAUCUGAGCGUAAGAAAGGGAAAGACCCCAAUGCCCCAAAGAGACCUUUAUCUGCAUACAUGUUGUGGCUCAAUGCCAACCGUGAGAAGAUCAGGUCAGAUUGUCCAGGCAUGAGUGUCACUGAUGUAUCCAAGAAGGCUGGCGAACUGUGGAAAGGGAUGUCAAAGGAGAAGAAGGAGGAAUGGGAGCGCAAAGCUGAAGAUGCCAAGAGGGAUUACGAGAAGGCCAUGAAGGACUACAGUGAGGGGGGCAAGUCAGACAGUUUCAAAAAGGAGAAAUCCAAGAAGAAAAAGAAGCCUGAAAAGCCAGGGAAAGGCAAACCAGAGAAGAAAACUACACCUUCAAAAUCUUCUGUUAGCAAGAGCGCUCCCAAGCAACUAGGCGAGAGCUUCAAGAGCAAAGAGUUUGUGUCCAGUGAUGAGAGCUCCUCAGGCGAGGACAAGAAGGAGGAUUCUGAGGAGGAGGAAGAGAUCGCUAGCACCCCACCCAGCUCAGCAGAGUCUGCCUCAGGCUCAGAUUAGCAAGAAAACAUGCACACCUGUUCCCCUGUCCCUUUUAUAGGUGGUGUGAUUGCUGUAUUGCCAAAAUGAGGCUGACUGGACUCAUCCAGGCACUAAGACUGGAAAACUGGCGUCAUAUGCAAGUACCUACCAUGCUUCUUAGGCCUACCCAGGCUGUUCCCUUCCUGCAAGUUGCAGCCUGGACUGGUUACUCCAUCUGAAGAGAGAAGAUGAUACUGUUUCCACACACGUGCUGCAUCCUGUCAGGGUGGCCUUGAAACAGCUGGAAGCUGGGACACUGCGCAGCCUCCUAGUCGGUUUCACUUUGUGGGUUUGUUUUUUUCUAAAAAAGAAAAAAAAAGUUCUCUUUGUAUUUCUGUUUUAUUGCGGCUAAUGGAUUUAAUAAAAACCAAAUGAAUUUG